AUGCUAUAUGUUUAGGAAAGCAGUGGUUACAGGAAAUCUGUACGAAAUAGUUUAUCUUCCAGUCGAAAUCAAUCAAAGAAGAAAAAAACUAGUUAAUAAUGUGAAGAUAUUUUACUUAAUAUCAAUUCUAUGAUGAAUAGAUUAGAUUACUUGCAGUAGGCAAUUGAAAAUAGAAAUCAAGAGACUAGAGCUUAGAUAAAGAAAUACAUACCUCAAAACUAUUAAAAUAAGGGAGUGCAAAAUUUAAAUAAUUACUUCUAAGAAACUUAAUUUACAGAAGAUAAAGAAAAUAAUUUAGAAAAGCUGAAUUGUUAUCAUUUGAUGAAGAAAUUUGAAACACAAAAAAAUCAUCAUUAACCUAGAUCUGAGUUUUCUCGAAGAAGAUCAUUUGCUAAUUGA
Paramecium octaurelia is the source of this 399-nucleotide messenger RNA. The record is from the annotation of a GenBank genome assembly. Lineage: Eukaryota; Ciliophora; Oligohymenophorea; Peniculida; Parameciidae.